Messenger RNA from Symbiodinium sp. CCMP2592, 3606 nucleotides. The record is from the annotation of a GenBank genome assembly. NCBI's taxonomy places the organism in Eukaryota, Dinophyceae, Suessiales, Symbiodiniaceae.
AUGCAGUUUGCGAUUUUGACGUACUGGCCCUUUGAGAAACAGCCUGAGAGAGUCAGUUAUCUUCAGGACCUCCUGGAGGCUGCUUUCAGCAAAGAUGUCGACUCCGAGAUCGUACGAAACAACGCGUACCUCGGAGUUCUACUCCACAAGUACGCUUGCAACUCAGCAGUUCUACGGCGGCCGACAAAGACUGGCCUCGAAGCAUUGGCUCCAGAACUCUUCCCCUCGGCGCGCCUCUCAGCUCGGGAGGCAAUCGGCACCGCUGGCUACGAGCAGAAGCUGCAGCGGCUGAUCACGGAAGGGCGAUUUAUCCACCCACUGGACGGUGACCGGCCAAGCUUUGCAGACCUCGCCCACGCUCUGGCCUGGACCCCGGGGCUUUUGGGGAUUCUUUGUAGGUGCUGUGGCCUGGUGCCGGAGCAGCCGGUGAGGGCCGGACAGGCGGAGGAGCUCGCGGCGGCGAUCGGCAAAGCUCGCAGGCACAUUGUCGUGGUGCUCUGCGAUGGAAUGGGUGUGAGCACACUGCAUCAACAUCUGGCUCCUGAUAGCUUUCUCCGACGAAACAACACCCGCCAGCUUAGAGCCGUCUUCCCAGCGACGACGCCAGCGGCACUCACAACUCUUGCCACGGCUGCCUGGCCUGGUCAACAUGGCCUUCCAGGGUGGGAGCUGCGAGAUCAGAAGGGCUGUGAGUUCCCGGGGGCAGCUGGCGUCGGGCCGAUCCAGCUGACCAUUUUGGAUGCGGUAGUGCGUGACAUGCGAACGAGGAAGCCGGUGUCAGACCUUGGUUUCGAUGCCUCUGACAUCUACAUCCGCAAACCCUGGGUAUCACAAGGAGAGUCUUCAAGGCGAAUGAAGUUUGUGAAUGCCUACAAUGGAACAGAAUUUACCAACUGGUACCAGGAUAAGCAUUGCUCGAGUGUCAUGAACAUCCCAGAGACUGCGCUGGAAACGCUGGGCCAGCCAGAGGGGUCACAAAAGGCAGUUGAGUUUUUCAACGCCGGUGUCGAUGCGGUCAUCAGUAGUGUUACAGAAUCUGAGGAAGAGGGAUGGCAGUCUUAUGUUUAUCUUUACACCGCCCACCCUGACAAGCACAUGCACCAGCUUGGGGUGGAGCAUCCGGAAGUCACUGCAGUGAUGACAGGCAUCGACAAAAGCUUAUCACGACUCUGGGAGCAUCUGAGAAAGCUGGAUGCGACGCUCAUAGUCACUGCCGACCAUGGACAUGUUACUGUGAAGCCAGAGGAGAUGGUUGUGCUGCCAGAUGACCUACUUAAUUGUCUUGAAUAUGCUAACGUGGGUGUGCACGGAAAGGGGCGGCAUGCUUACUUCCACUGCCGGAGCGGUCGCUUGCAAGAGUUCCAGAGGCUCUGGGACACAUAUGAAACGUUGCGCGAGAACUUUCUUCUGCUGCCUGUGGAUGUAGCGGCAGAGCUUGGCCUGUUUGGCCCCGACCCUCCCCUGCCAGAAGCACAGAUCAUCAGCAUCACUGUGGACAGCGAAAGCCCUCGAGGCUGCAGGGAUCCUCCUCCGGAGAUCUUCCGCAGCGUGGCCGAGAUGCAGCUGCGGAUCCUUGGUUCCGAGGAGCCAGAUGCAGAAUCGAGCUGCACUUUGCUGCUGCCGCGCGAGGCUCCCUGCGGCUUUCUGCGCUUUCUCAUCUGCAAGAAGUUUGGACAAGACGAGGCUGCCCUAUGGAUGGGAUGGUGCCAGGAGGACUUGGAGAAAUUGCACCAGGAGGCCGUCACAGCACUCAUGCCGAGCGAGAGCCACGUCGUGCUCGGCAAAUUGCGGAGCGACUUCGGAGCCUGGCAGAGGCGUGGUCUUCUAAUCAUGGCUUCUGAAUUCUACAUCUGCCCUGCUUUCAUCAUCAAGAAGAGGGGUGUCGAGACCAUGAUGCAUAUGUGGCGUCCAGGAAACAAAGCCGGGCGGGCCACAGGAGGAUGGAAGUGGCUGGACACUGACAAGACUGGGUUCGAGCUCUUGUGGAAGAGAGACCUUCUCAGCGAUCAGUCGGUCGCCCUUCGGAUACCCGACACCAUCGUCUUCAAGUUCAACUACCCGUCAGUUUGGUACUUCACGUCCUUGGAUGGCACGCUGAAGCGCAAGCACAAGUCGAAGCUGAACGAUGAGUAUAUCUUUCAGCAAUUCUUGAAGCGACCUCCAGCGUGUGGCAUCGUUGCCUACUAUGUCCGGACUGUCGUCGAUGCAGAGGAUGCUCAUAAAGGCUUGGCUGAGAAUGUCCCGGCUCCGACUACCAUUGAGUACUUGAACGAGGCUCAGCUGCAUGACUUCUUGUUCAACAGGCAGCGGGAGAAGGGCAGCGGCUUGCUGCAGAAGUUCCUGGAGCCCUUCGGUGAUCGGAACAACAUGAUCCGCGCCCUCUGGUCGCCCAAAGUCUGCCUCCUCGAGCGGCGCCUGAACUGUCUCAACCUAAACGACACCCGCUACGACAUGUACGAGCGGGCCGUGACAUUCGAGGGACCCGACUUCCACUCCGAGGUCACCCCUGUCAGGGGCUCGACCCUCGCGAACAAGGUUCUUCACAUUGCAGAGACAAUUGUGCAGCAUGUCAAAGGGGCCACGAACGACCGCGUGGACAUCACCCGCUUGGCCCUGAAUUUCAAGGUGGAUCACAAGGACCACCUGUAUUUUCUCUUCGCCUCUUCUGUGCGCCUCUCCGCCCCUACUGGGGCGCUGCCGCUGGAGGUAAAUACCAAAUUGCAAGUCCCCGAGAACAUACACCGAGCUCAGAGCGUGUCUCGUGUUGCACCGGCAAUCUUGCUGCGAAGCUGCAGUUGCCCCACUUGCCAGGAGAAGGUGCAUGAGGAGAUGCUUUUCGACGUCUCCUACAAAGUCAUAAUGGAGUAUGAAGAGCAGCGGCUCAGUGCCGCUAAGACGCUCCUGCCGGAGGCAGAGAGCAGCCCGAGACCACAGGAGGUGCCAGAGGCACUGCAGAGACUGCAUCCUCGCCUGCAAGCGGCAGAGUAUGCUACCUUGAAAAAUGAAUUGGCAUUCCAGGAGAAGUCUGCUGCAGUUUGUGAAAACUGCUAUCUGCGCUUCUCCACGGCACAGCUAGGCCCAGUCCAGCGACUUGCUGCGCCCGAGCUGCGAACAGCAAUGGAAGAGGCCUUGGGUGACGCCGAGGCCGCCCUCGUGGGUACAGGAGCCUUGGAUCCUGAACGCUUGGCUCUGCGGCGCGAGGUGACGCGCAGGAAGAUCCUGGAUCGCAGAGCUCUGGAGGACGCCCUCUUCGAUGCCGCAGAAGUCCGUGUGCCCUUGCGAAAGGCAUCCAGUUGCCCAAGGCUUCCGAGCUGGGGUCCGGAUCAGCAGGGCUAUCCCCUCUGGGCUCCGACGCCGGUACUCCGACGGCCACCGCCGCCAAAGGGGGCACCGCCGAAUGCCACGCGCCUCAGGGAGGCAGUGACAGAGGCACCCUUGCGGGAAAAGUCGAGAAGCAAGGCGCAGUGGAGAAGUUGGAUUCAGCCUUUCUUUGCAGUUGUUGUUUGCAGCUGGGGUAAGCUGCUGAAUCAUGAUGCAACUUCUCCCCUGUUCAAGCGAUGGUAUCGCAUCGGGAAGUCAGGACCUGGUAAGAACUGGGCAGUUUGA